AUGACUGUAAUGGUGAGGUGUUACCUGCUCUGUUUACUAACUCUUGCACUGUGUUGUGCUUGUGGGUUAGUAUGGGCUGAUAGUCCUAAAGCUUCUGAUGCCCUUAUUAAACCUUCCACUGUUGGUGUUCCUUCUCUUGUUCGUCGUGCUAUUCCUGAGGAUGCUGAAAGUUGGAUGGUGUAUGAGGAUGAGGAAGAUGGUGAUAGAAUUGAUGAGGAUAGACACAGAAAAAAAGAACAGGGGUCCGAUAAAGUAGAAAAAACAACAAUUAGCAAGCCAUCAACAGUCUCUCGGUCAAUGGGAAGUGAAGGUUCUCUCGGUCCUCAAGAGAUCCCUGUUAAUUCCACAGUCCUGCAGCAACAUCCACCACCACCUCUGGCAGAUGCUCCUCUGGCUUCUUCACAUGAUGGAGCAUCCGCUGAGGGUAAACCAGGUGCUGUUGGUGUUGAUGGUCUUCCUGGUAGUCCUGGAGUUGAGCGGAGUGAUAUGUCUGAGAGUAGCAGA
Molecule: messenger RNA, 504 nt
Organism: Trypanosoma theileri
Lineage: Eukaryota; Euglenozoa; Kinetoplastea; Trypanosomatida; Trypanosomatidae
Exons: 1
Source: RefSeq, a predicted model, not a curated record